Amoebophrya sp. A25 is the source of this 2162-nucleotide messenger RNA. The record is from the annotation of a GenBank genome assembly. Lineage: Eukaryota; Dinophyceae; Syndiniales; Amoebophryaceae.
CAAGAUUGGUCAGAGAUACUUGGUUUUGGUAAGAGACAGGACCUAAAGAAACAUUUGCACGAAGAAAAAAGAUGGAGCUCAUCGCACCAGGCGAGCAUGGCAGUGCGCGUCAUUUGCGACCUCGCAGCGCGCAUGGCGACCAUGCCGUAGCUGUACCCGAAGUACAAAAAGAUGAUGACGGUGGUGGACAACAACAUGUAGAAGAGACUCACACUCAUGGUCAUGAGGCACACGAUCGACAACAUGGGGAACAUUGGCAAGCCAGCAAUUGCGAGUUGUUUUUUGAUCUCGCGUACGUGGUGAUCAUCCACAACAUCGCAGCCCCACUUGAAGAGGAAGAAGAGCAUCCGGUUUUCCCCUAUCUCUACUGCCGCGUGAUGCUCAUGAUCAGCACGGUGUGGGCUCUGUGGUCCAUGGUUUCCGAUUUUGCGGUCUCUUCGCGCUAUUUCGCGGAAGCGAAAAAUCGUCCCGAUGCGGGUAACCGUUUGACGACAUUUGCAGCCUCGGUUGUGCUCUUGGCCAUGAUUUUUUCGGGUUUGAUGGGGAGAGCGAGUCAACAGCUAAACUUUCUGGUCUUCGUUUUAUGGUACGUCACGGCUGGAGCACUGGUGACGGCGUCCUUCAAAUGGCUGGCGCGAAGGCGCGGAGACGAGCCGCCGAAUGCCGACUUAGACAAGUUUAACCUGGUAGGUGUAAUUUACGCCGUCUUCGUCUUUGUCGACGCGUGUUUGCUUAUACCGGCAGCGCUGCUUAUCGAAAAGGACCAGCGAAAAAGUGACGCAAGAGCAAGCUUUCAACAGCUGCGAGCCUCGUCGAUGAGCGUGCAUGAGCAUCAAGGAGUCGGCACUAGUUCUAGUAUCGGCAACAAUCCUCAAGUUCUAAGCGGUGCUAACGCAGCAGGUAUGGGACCAUCCUCGUCUUCGUCUAGCAACUCGGGAGGCCUCAAUAACCCUCUACAAGUAGGUUCUUAUCCAUCAGACGACCACUCACUAGUAGGGCCAUUUCAUCUAGGAGAGUGGUUGUGGGUUACGAUGUUCUUUUUGAAGAUUUUCUUUGUCUUUGCGGGCAAUGCUCUCUUCCAAUCCGAAUACGACUCGAUUGCGGAUUGCGUGCGAGCCAACAAGAGUUUACUGCAUCUCUGGCAAGAACGGUUUCAACUUGUCGUUUUGAUUUCUCUCGGCGAAGUCGUUGCAGCCAGCUUCGAGGUUCCGCAUAGAGCUAGUGACCAUUUGUUCGAGAGUAGCUCUUCCUGGUUGAUGCGAAACCGAAAUCAUGCGGCUUACAAUCUGCAGCAGGUGAACCACAAUCGUCCUCGUGGAAGCGACGUAACAAGUGCAGCUGGUGGAAUGCAUUUCCAAGAGAGUCAUCAGGUAGUUCGAGUUCCGCGACCAGACUACAGUGAAGAUUUUCUGACUCGUCUUGGCGAUCUGUCGCAUGAGACUGUGGCAUUGAGCUGCAUGGCAACAGCAAUUGCGUGUUACUGUCUGUACUUUUGCGUCGAUCCGCCAGGAUGGCGCAAUUGCGGUGUGAUGAGCAUGGUCGGAUUCGCAACUGAGGCCCUUGCAACUGUGAUCAUCACGUGUUCCCUCGCCGGCCUCGGAGCAGGAUACGCGCGGCUGUUGAAACUAGCGAAACUGGAAGAGCAUCGCGUCGUGGGUUACGAAACAAGUGCUAGUACUUUCAAUAUCGAUUCGGCCUUCUUCCAUACCCGAGAAACCAACUACUUCGCGCAAACAGUAAUGCUGCUAUACUUCAACGGCUCUGGCUUCUUGAUCGGCGCUAGCAUUAACUGCUUGUUCGGAAGUCCAGCGCCUGAAGGAGGCGACCAUGAUGACGCUUCUCUCUCUUUCACCAGUCUACAUCAAGUCGCAGCGGAAAUACAACUGCAACAGGCGUCAGGCUCAGGAGUCAGCGCGAGGCCAGGGCAGACUCCUCGAAGAGUCCUGAUAAACAAACCGCGUCUUGGAGGCAAAGUACGCGGAGUUUUGAGGAUCGCAGUUGCAGUUCUGUUUUCAGCGGUGCCGCAUUUACAAUCGAUGAAACGCGACGUGUACAGUAGGACGACUAGAAUGCUUGCUGUGGCGGGCUUUUUACCAGUCGUUUUGCUUCUUCUCGCGGCUAUUGAGUCGAUAGGGACCCGACCCAGACGAGUGGCGAGUUAG